Durio zibethinus is the source of this 1085-nucleotide messenger RNA. RefSeq names its product nucleoside diphosphate kinase 3-like. NCBI's taxonomy places the organism in Eukaryota, Viridiplantae, Streptophyta, Magnoliopsida, Malvales, Malvaceae. The record is from RefSeq and is a predicted model, not a curated record. Gene Ontology annotation, molecular function: nucleoside diphosphate kinase activity. Gene Ontology annotation, biological process: GTP biosynthetic process; CTP biosynthetic process; UTP biosynthetic process.
UCAUUUUCUACCAUUCCUUAUCUCUCUCUUUUCUUUACUAUCCAAGCAAAAACACUUCCUUAGCUCUCACCAUCUUCCCCUCAAUCCGAAAAACAAAAUAAAAGAAAAAAAAAGAUGAGCUCUCAGAUUUUAAGAUCUGCUUCAAGAGCUGCCAGGUCUCUCCUUUCAGCUUCCAAGACCUCUCGCUUUUUCUCUGAAGGGCGAGCACUAGCUGCUGCAGCAGCAGUUUCACGUAGCGGUAAGGUGCCUCUUUUAGCUUCAGCUUAUGGAAAUAGUGGUUCUGCCAAUGCAUCUAGAGGAUGGCUUUCAGGAGUUUUUGCUCUUCCAGUGGCAGCUUACAUGCUUCAGGAGCAGGAGGCUCAUGCUGCAGAGAUGGAGCGCACCUUCAUUGCUAUCAAGCCUGAUGGAGUACAAAGAGGGCUGAUUGCGGAAAUCAUUUCUCGUUUUGAGCGCAAAGGGUUCAAGCUUGUGGCUAUCAAAAUAUUGAUUCCUUCAAAGGAAUUUGCCCAGAAACAUUAUGAUGACUUGAAGGAAAGGCCCUUCUUCAACGGCCUGUGUGAAUUCCUCAGCUCUGGUCCUGUUAUUGCUAUGGUCUGGGAAGGAGAGGGAGUGAUAAAAUAUGGACGGAAACUCAUAGGAGCAACAGAUCCUCAGAAAUCGGAGCCUGGAACCAUCAGAGGUGAUCUAGCAGUGGUUGUCGGAAGAAAUAUAAUUCAUGGGAGUGAUGGUCCUGAGACUGCCAAGAACGAAAUCAACUUGUGGUUUCAGCCACAAGAACUGGUUAGCUAUACAAUUAACGCAGAGAAAUGGAUCUAUGGAGUCAACUGAUGAGCCCUUUUUCCCCGUUAAUCAGUAGUGCAGGAAAAUUUAGUCCCACAUCAGGUAUGGGUGGAGGCAUAAUUCCUAGAAUAAGUACGUGUUGAUCGAGGUGACCAAACAGCUUUGCCAACUUCAUACUCUAUUUUUUUGGGUCAAAAGCAAUAAUCUCUUUUCACCUCUUUAAUUAUAAAGUGGAAAUAAUGCAAUCAUGUUGCAGGGUAUUUACAUUUUUUAUUAAAUCAUAUGGUUUUUUUUGUAAUUUGUCU